Messenger RNA from Vigna radiata var. radiata (mung bean), 2429 nucleotides. Its product is annotated as KH domain-containing protein HEN4. The transcript is spliced from 7 exons. Gene Ontology annotation, molecular function: mRNA binding. Gene Ontology annotation, biological process: regulation of gene expression. The record is from RefSeq and is a predicted model, not a curated record. Gene Ontology annotation, cellular component: cytoplasm; nucleus. Bases 385 to 2205 code for a protein of 606 amino acids. NCBI's taxonomy places the organism in Eukaryota, Viridiplantae, Streptophyta, Magnoliopsida, Fabales, Fabaceae.
ACCAAGUUGGAAGUGGAGAUUCCAGAUUCCAGAUUCAGAUUCGAAUCAGUAAAUGGAAGCACUUUUUCUUACCUCGAGAAAUGGGUUCAUUUCAGGGCGACUCCAACAGUUACAGAACACUGUUUAGGGCAUUAACAUAAACUAAAGAUGAAUAAAAAAUAGUAAAAAGAGGUCCACCAUCUUUGAACCUCUUCCGCGAUGCUUCCAUUCCAUAAAAUCAGUGGCAAAAAGACAUCAUCAAAAGAAUCCUUAACCUUAACCCAAACAUUGUACUACUCCUCACUCUCCUUGUCCCUUCCUUCCGAUCCAAGUGACUCACUCACUCUGCUCACGCAUGCCAACUCAUGAAAACAAGGUCCCACGCUGGAACCACUAAGCCACGCAAUGCAAGACCCCACCACUUCCGACGCCGAUCACCGCAACUACCACGAAACCACACCGUCGUCUAAGCGCACGGUCGCCGUCAACCCCCACCGGUCCAAGCGUCCCGUCUUCAAGGUGCUCCCGGGGCAGAUCGCGUUCCGCCUCGUGUGCCACGCCUCCAUCGUGGGCGGUCUCAUAGGGAGCUCCGGCUCUAUCGUUUCCCAGCUCCGCCGCGAGACCGCCUGCAAAAUCCACUGCGAGGACUCAUCCGCCAGCGCCGAGGACCGCGUUAUCCUCGUCAUCGGCUCCCUCUCGCCCCUCAAGGGCCUCCAGCUCGGCGACGGCGAGGUCGACGUUUCCAACGCGCAGGAAGCCGUCGUUAGGGUUUUCGAGAGGGUUUGGGAGCUGGAGGCCGAGAAAGGCGUUAAUUCUAACAGAGCCGUUAACGGCGAGGUCUUUUCCAAGUUGCUAGCUCACACUUCGCAGAUUGGUGCUGUUGUUGGCAAAGGAGGGAAGAACAUCACCGCCAUUAGGAACAGUAGUGGUGCCAAAAUUAGGGUUUGCCCUCCUCCGCAUUGCGCCGCCAAAGACGAGGAGUUAGUUCAAAUAACUGGUGGCCUUUUGGCUGUAAAGAAAGCGCUGAUUGCUGUAUCUCACUGUCUUCAAGAUUGUCCCCCAUUAUCCAAAGUUUCUGUUUCUUCUAGUACACCCACUGUUAGCUCUUCUGAUAGAUCAUCCUCUGAUCACAAUGCUGAACUUUUUCCUCACCUUAAUUCAUUGUUAACCUCCAUGGAAGGUUUAUCUGUAUAUGAACGGACCACAAACUCUAAUGAAACCUCUGGCAGUGACUCAAAAGGAGCAGAGCACGAAGUUGUGUUCAGACUCCUUUGCUCUAAUAAUGUAGCUGGGAGCGUGAUUGGCAAAAGAGGGGCUAUAGUCAGAGCUCUGGAAAGCAAAACAGGUGCUUCUAUUAUCUUUACAGCUCCUUUAAGCGAGUCUGCCGAGCGCAUUGUCACCAUUUCUGCUGUAGAGAACCUUGAAUCUUGUAAUUCUCCUGCACAAGAUGCUGUUAUUCUUGUCUUUGCUAGAAUUAUUGAAGAUCACAUUGGAAAGGGUUUUCUCCCGGUAUCUAGUAUGGAAUCACCUGUAACUGCAAGGCUGCUAGUUGCAGCAAGCACAGUAAACUGCUUCAGCAGCAAUGAAGGUCAGGUGAUUUCAGAAUUGAGAGAACUAACUGGGGCUGAUUUACAAAUUUUGCAUGGAGAGUCAAUUCCUAGUGGCGCUUCAGAUGGUGAUGUGGUGGUACAGAUCACUGGAAAGUACAGAUGUGUACAAGAUGCCUUGUACAAAAUCACUUGUAGAAUCAGAGAUAAUCUUUCGGCGGCGAAUGGGGUGGUUGCUGAAGCAAGACCGAAAUCCAAUUGGAAAGUGAACAAGGAACCUGUAAAGGGUAAACCUUUUUUUGGCCGAGGAAAAUCUGCUUAUCCUUCUGGGAGGUUUCCGCGACGGAAUGCAGGGUUGCAUGCUAAAACAGUAUCACAAAAUGGAGACUUGCAUACAGAUUUAAGUGAGAAUUUGGACCGUGGAAGAGGAAACAUGUUUGCGACGGUGACAAAUACUACUGUGGAGAUAGUAGUUUCUGAACAUGUCUUUGGUUCUGUUUAUGGAGAAGAUGGUGGCAAUCUGGAUCGAAUAAGACAGAUUUCAGGUGCAACUGUAACGGUUUAUGAUCCAUCGGUUGGUACAAGUGGAGGGAAAGUUGUGAUAUCUGGGACACCUGAUCAAACCUUUGCAGCACAGAGCUUGCUUCAAGCUUUUAUUCAAACGGGACAAGUAAGCUGACCAAAACCAGCAUUUCAGCAUCAGUUGGUACCAUGAAUGGUGUACAUAGAUGUGUCACACGACAGACAUACAAACAACCUUCACCUUGUUAAUAUGGAUUCACUGUUUUCCUUAAAGAUCAUGCUUAACUCCUUUGUAUUCGCUCUAUAAACACAGAUUUUGUUCUCUUUCGCACCCACUCUCACUUUUAAUUCAAGCUUCAUCACAGUAAAAUUUUUCUCCAA